Linum trigynum is the source of this 759-nucleotide messenger RNA. NCBI's taxonomy places the organism in Eukaryota, Viridiplantae, Streptophyta, Magnoliopsida, Malpighiales, Linaceae. The record is from the annotation of a GenBank genome assembly.
AUGCUUGAUAUGUUCUUGGAGGAGCUCAAUAUCGAGUGUAAUCGAAGUCGAAAUGUCGAAGUCGUGGAUCUUAGAGAGGCAGCCUGUGGUGGUCCCGAUGACGCACCGAAAAAGAGACCACCUGUUGCAGCCGCAGUGAAGCAGUUUUUGUUGCUGGCUAUGGGUUCGAUGCUUGUCCCAAAGAUGUCACGACUUUGUGAUCUCGAUUAUGCUGAGUACCUUGUUGGAAGGGUGGAAGACAUUGCCACUUUUAAUUGGAGUGGUUUUGUUGCCCGCAAUCUGAAGUUUGAGUUGUCUCGUGCUAAGGAAAACGAAGUUGAACUAAGGCAUCUUGGUAAACAGCAAUGGCCUCUCGGAGAUAUCCACUUCUUAAUGAUCCAUUUGCUGGACUUCCUUAAUGUGAGAGGGUUUGCCACAAAAACCAUCCCUACCUGCAGCUAUUGGUUCGAGCCUAGGGUGGACAAGGUGUGUUUGAAUAUCCCCAAGGAAGCUGAGAAAUAUCUUCUUGGUCCGAUGUUGUUCUCAAGAGAAGAAGUCAAAUCCCGCUUCCGUCCUGAACGUGUCAAGAGGGAUUUGGAAUCUGGAUCAAGCAGCUCGACUUCUACUACUGAAUGGUGGAAGGAUGUUGACUUGGAAACCCUUGAUGAUGAUGAGCUUAAGGCAUUGGAGUCCAUGACUGAAAAAAUGAUGGAUGUAUGGGAGUCAAGGCGGGAUAGUGUUUGGAGAGUUGUCAUUUUGCGCCAUCAAGGAACCAAAUGA